AUGGUCGACUCAGCUGACGAGCCUCCGCUGUCAACUCGUCCACACUCAUGGGCUAAGAACACGACCCUCGCACCAGUGUCCCUCUACUCUCUUCGAGCGUCCCGUGACAACCGAGACCCUGUCCUCCCUACCAGUAGACCCCAGCCUGACGUCGAUUUUCCACGGCGCAAAGAUGCUGGCAACAGACCCUCUGCAGCUGGCCCUGCGACCUCAGACCGACCCCUCCACGAGAAGGAUAACGGGCAGCAAGACAUUCCGCCUAUGGACCAGGAAGGAGAUGGAACGCAAUCUUCCACCAUAGGGUCGACCGAGUCCAAGGCUAGACAGUCCUUGUGCAGCCGCAUUAUUCGAGAUGUCAAGCGCAUCAUCUUCUCCAGUUGGAUCAACUGGCUCCUCCUCAUCGUGCCCGUUGCCCUCAUUCUGGGAGCCCUGGUCGACUGGGGUCACAAAGACAUCGUGGACCCCACGGUUGUAUUUGCCCUCAAUGCUGUAGCCAUCAUUCCACUGGCUUCACUUCUGUCCUUUGCAACAGAGAGUGUAGCUAUCAGGAUGGGCGACACCAUUGGAGCGUUGCUAAAUGUGACCUUUGGCAACGCCGUUGAAAUCAUCAUUUUCAUCAUCGGUCUGGUCGCCAAUGAGGUCCGCAUUGUGCAGGCUGCCGCCAUUGGCUCCAUCCUUUCUAACCUGUUGUUAAUUCUGGGCAUGUGUUUCGUUGUGGGUGGUCUUCGCUUCCGUGAGCAACUGUACAACUCGACUGUCUCUCAGAUGAGUGCAUGCUUGCUCUGCUUGAGUGUUAUCAGUCUCUUACUGCCCACGGCUUUCCACGCCUCAUUUUCGGAUGCAGAUUCCGCAGACAACAAUGUUUUGAAGGUUUCCCGUGGUACCAGCGUUGUGCUGCUUCUAGUCUACAUCUUGUACCUUCUAUUCCAGCUCAAAUCACACGCCUUCAUGUAUCAGAGCACACCGCAGCAUCUCAUUGACGAAGAGUCGCACCCUGGUGUCCUCGCUGAUAUGUUGAAUUCAUCCAGCUCCUCUAGCGACUCGUCCACUUCUAGUUCUUCUGACACCGAUUCCAGUUCCAACUCACGUUCUACAGCAAAACGCUUCAAACGCGCUCUUCGCAGAAAGCGACGCAAGUCAACUUCAAGUACGAAGGACAAUGCUCCGGUACCAAUUAUCACCAGAAGUUCGUCGAAUAUGACCAACCAUGGUGGUUCCAUCACUCAGGCGACAUCUCCGGCUUCUCCCGAAUUGGAGUCAGUCAUCAGUGGCGACGAGGCCGACCUCGAUGGUGAAGGUCGACGCGCCCGCCGGAGGACUCGCACUGCCACCUUCCGCGUGCGCGAUUUCGAACCCGAAGUUCAACCAGACAAUGUCUCUGAGAAUUUCAAGAAGGACCGCAAGAUGUCCAAGACUUCCAGAAAGCUGAAACGUUCAAAAAAGGAAAAGCAAAGGGCGAAGCUAGCAGAAACGGAUAUGGAGAAAUCUCCCGUCACCGAGCCAGAAGUGAGGGAGCCUCCCAUCGUUGACCCAGCCCGCCUACAUGUUCCCCAGGUUGAAUUCUGCUCGAACGUUCAAGAGAUCCCUCCUGAGAAUCUCGCCAAACCCGGCUUCAAUAUUCGCAACUUGUCUGAUGCUGUGCGACCUGCGUUUAGUUCAUCUAUGUUUCCUCAUCACGGGGCCACUGGUAGACCGCUAGCAAUGCCUAUGCGACCCACCUCCCAACCGAGAUCAAAUUCCCGUGGUUUGCGUCGGACUUCCUCGAUGCCUGACAUUCUUCAUCGCACCACUUCGAGUCCUCGAACAUCACCUCUUUACCUCCAGCCGGUUCAGAAUACCGUUCCCGUUUCCGAGUCAGGGACAGAAGUGGAAGUGGAAGAUGUGGUCGAGCCACAAGCCCAUCUGUCUCGCACCUCGGCAGUCGUCAUGCUUCUGAUUACGACGGGUCUAGUAGCCCUCUGUGCCGAAUUUCUCGUCAACAGCAUAGACCAUCUUAUCUCGACGACCAACGUCAGCCAAGCCUUCGUCGGUCUGAUCAUUUUGCCCAUCGUCGGCAACGCCGCCGAGCAUGUGACCGCGGUGACGGUGGCCGCUAAGAAUAAAAUGGACCUCGCCAUCAACAUCGCCCUCGGCAGUAGUAUUCAAAUCGCGUUAUUUGUCACACCCCUAAUGGUCAUCCUUGGAUGGAUACUGGACCGCGAAAUGAGCCUGUACUUCAGCCUUUUCGAGGUGGUCAGCUUGUUCGCCAGUGCGUUCAUCGUCAGCUUCUUGAUGAUCGAUGGCCGUAGCAACUAUCUCGAGGGAGCGCUGCUGAUUGCUGCAUAUGUCAUUAUUGCCCUCAGUGCGUUCUUCUACCCCAAGUGUAACCUGAGCGCGAACACCGGCGCCAUAGAUGAUGGGCUCGGCUCCAGAUGCUAA
Messenger RNA from Exophiala aquamarina CBS 119918, 2418 nucleotides. RefSeq lists its product as uncharacterized. The transcript has a single exon. Gene Ontology annotation, biological process: intracellular calcium ion homeostasis; calcium ion transmembrane transport. Gene Ontology annotation, molecular function: calcium:proton antiporter activity. Gene Ontology annotation, cellular component: fungal-type vacuole membrane. The coding region runs from base 1 to 2418 and encodes 805 amino acids. The record is from RefSeq and is a predicted model, not a curated record. NCBI's taxonomy places the organism in Eukaryota, Fungi, Ascomycota, Eurotiomycetes, Chaetothyriales, Herpotrichiellaceae.